UAAAAGUAGAAUUAUAAUCUGGGAUUCCCCUGUUGUGACACGUAAAUAAGAGCACAGAAAAUCGGAUAUUGGAUCGAGAGAAGUGGAAUUUCUGAAUGUAAUUAUAAAAAGCUCCAGCAGGCACAUGAGUCAGUCCUCAGCAGAUUUAGCUGCCUCUCCGCAGCCACCACUGACGUGCCCGCGCUGUAAGAACACAGGAGCUCGGAAGGUGAGCGGUCAGCUGGCCGUUUGCCGUAGCUGCUCGCCCUUUAUGAGGCGUGUGUACCAGUUCUGCUGGGCCUGCAGGAGAGAGUGGACUGGCCAGGCGGGAUCGGGGGUGUGCCCCCGCCCUGACUGCGCCCUCCGUGCUGCCCUGCUCUCCUCCGAGGUAAUCAGGAAUCAAAGCAGCUCCGUCAACGGCUGCCCAUUCUUCAGGGCCUGUCCUGGAUGCACGGCCCUCCUCACACACACCGGGCAGGGCUGCCCCAACAUCGUCUGCCCACAAUGCAAAAAGAGUUUCUGCUUCCGCUGCCUGAAGGAGAGAUGCUAUCCCAUUUUUAUUGUGAGGAGGCAGUUGGGUCUGUUUCGUCUUUUAAAUCGGAUGCCUGAGAUUCCAUCACUUGAUGAAUGUACUAUUGUUGACAAUAGCCAGACACUCCAAGAUUAGAGCAAGCAGGAGCUUAGUGCAGAACAUAGCCAAAAUUUUGAUGCGAUUUUUUGUAAUCAUACUGAAAUCAUUACUUUUUACAUUAUAAACAGUAGCAUACUUUCUUUGUUUUAGAAAAUCAUAGCAGAAAAAAGAUUUAUUAAAAGUCUAUUUCAGUUGUUCUUUGACAUCUCUCUCUGUUUUUGUCUCUUUAAAUGUAACUGGUCUUUGAUGAAGACUUAAAAUUCAUGUAACAUGUAAUGUUCCUAACCCAGUGGGCCCAGACCCAUGUCUAUACUUAGCUGGAUCUCAUACUGUAAAUAACCUCAGAUCUGACCAGGACUAUUUAUAACUCCAGGAUUACCUGCUUGAAGUAUCUGCGUUUAAUCAGAGGUAAUACCAGGUAUUUACUGCAACUCAGCCUAGAUUAACUACUAUGGGAACACCCACAGCUUUAAUUUCUUGGUGGACUAUGAAUUCUUAAUAAAAAGUAUCUUCAAGAGAAGUGUUUGGUUUGAU
Molecule: messenger RNA, 1144 nt
Organism: Osmerus eperlanus (European smelt)
Lineage: Eukaryota; Metazoa; Chordata; Actinopteri; Osmeriformes; Osmeridae
Exons: 3
Coding region: 125-646 (173 amino acids)
Molecular function (GO): zinc ion binding
Source: RefSeq, a predicted model, not a curated record